UACUUCUUCAAACUUUCUCAUCACUCGAAGACAUGCUUUCUCAAAACUCAGCCAAAAGACAAAUACCUCCAUUCUCAAGACUAAGCUAAAAGACAUGAGCCACAACAAUCUCACCAACCACUAAAGUACCCUCGAUUUCAAGAUUAAGCCAUGAGACAUUAGACACAACCUCAAUCCUCAAUAACCAUUCCAAUUACACGUCUCACGUAAAAUAAAUUGCAAAGGAUUCAAAACAUAUAUGAAUAUGGGCACUAUAGCAUCAUGACAACAUGCAAUUAUAGGGAUGGUAAUCCAGCGCAACUUAACACUAAUAAAUUAUUCGAUGAUCAUAUGAUAGUUUCAUGGUGGAGUUUAAGGUGAAAUUACACUAUUCAUCUUACGUUUCUGCUGCAAAGUUAUGAACUCAGCAGUUUAUCGAAACAAAUACUAUAAUUUUUAAUAAUUUUAUUUUAAUAAUAAUUAUAAUUUAUUUAAGCGUAAUAACUUAAUUAAAUCCCAUUUCUCAAUUUUCUUCCGGAACACUUGAACCCUAAUUCCCCCAAAUCACAACUAUGGGUUACCAAAUCGAUUUUCAAAUUCAAUGAAAUCAACAGUUUUAGAGAACACUGCAUUAUUCGACCUUAUACCCAGCACAGCCACAAACCUCCGCUCACCGUCACAACUGUCUCAUACCGCAUCUUCACUCCACCGCUGCCACUGAUACUCAGGUGGCUCUGGCUUAGCCCUGCUCUCCAGUUUGUUGCCUGAUUUUUCUAUUUAGAGAUACAAGAAUACUAAAAAAGACAAAAGGCGUUGGUACAAAAUGCUUCAGCACCAAGUCGUGCAGUCCCCUGCCAGGCUAGGCCUUACAAAUCCUAACUCACCAUCAAUUUUGAACCCUAACCCACAAAAGCUACCUCCUCCACAGACCCAUCAUCACAAAAACCACCAUUCUGCAACUCCUUCAGCUGCUCUACUCUCUCUUUUACCACCUCUCCCUAGAGCACAGGCACUUCUUGCUCAAAUGGCUACCUUAGCUUCAAAACUCUUUGAAGUAUCACCCAACAGAUCUGUUUGGCUCACUGCAUUCCGUGGAUCACUCCCAACAUUCCUUUCUUCCCAAACCCAAUCACAUUCAUCUUCCUUGCUUGAGUCUUCUUUGCCUUCCUCCGCCAAAGAAAUUAUUUCACUUUUCACGUCCCUUCAAACCCAAAUCUUUGAAUCUGUUUCUGAACUUCAAGAAAUUAUUGAUCUACAAGAUGCCAAGAAGAAGAUUGACGGGGAAAUUAGGUUAAAAGAUUCAGCACUUCUUGCGUUUGCCAACAAACUCAAAGAUGCCGAGCGGGAACUUGACAUUCUUGUUGAUGAUUACUCUGAUUACCGCCACAGCAUCAAGAGAUUUAAAUCAGGAGAUGGUAGUGAAGAUGAUUCUGUAACCACAUCAACUGUCACAUCUCAGCUGAAACUGUCAGAUAUACUAUCAUAUGCUCAUCGAAUAAGUUAUACAACCUUUGCACCACCAGAAUUUGGAGCAGGAACGGCUCCUCUUCGCAGCGCAAUGCCACCUGCACCACAAGAGGAACAAAUGAGAGCUUCACAGCUAUAUAACUUUGCAGAUCUUGAUAUUGGUUUGCCUAAAGAAGUUGAUAAUAAGGAGAAAACGGUUGAGGCUAUUAUUGAGCCUCCACCUUUACAGCCCGUCGAUACCAAUCCACUUGCAAAUUUGUCUGCAAUUCAAGGGAUGCUUCCUCCCAAUUUUUCUAUUCCGCCUGGUUGGAAACCUGGAAUGCCUGUACAAUUGCCUAUUGAUAUGCCAAUUAAGCCCCCACCCGGGUGGAAACCAGGGGAUCCUGUGGCAUUGCCUCCUGUUGACUCACUUCCAGUCCCAAUAUUUGAGGAACCGAAAUUACCCCCUCCCAUUCCUCAGCCCAGGCAGCCUGAAAUUAUUCAAGUGCAGCAUGUUAAUUUGGAUCUCGGAGGAACUGAUAGUAGUGAUUAUAGUAGUGACGAGGCAAGCUCUGAUGACGAAGAUUGAGAAGUCCAUCAAAUUUUACCUUCUCAAAUUAUCAACUGUACAGGUUAUACACACAGGAGGACCAGCCACUGUUUGAGAGGGGAGAAAUGUUAAGCAUCUGGAAAAGAGUUGAACUACCUUGGCCAGCAUAAGUUAAUUUGAGAAAAGAGUUGAACAUCCUUGGCCAGCAUAAGUUAAUUUGAGAAAAGAGUUGAACAUCCUUGGCCAGCGUAAGUUAAUUUGAGAAAAUACAUACAGGAUGGUAACUCAACAGCUUUUUUGUUUCUCUAUUAUCAUAUUUUCCCUUUAAAAUGAGAGGGUUGAAGAUAGUGUAGUUGAUUCUGAAAUUGUAUGUCACUGUCAGUCCCAUGAUUUCUGGAUUAUGUAGAAGAUUAUAAAUGAGUUUAAUAUUUGGAUCUGAUUGUCUUUUA
Vicia villosa (hairy vetch) is the source of this 2424-nucleotide messenger RNA. RefSeq names its product mediator of RNA polymerase II transcription subunit 4-like. The coding region runs from base 803 to 2014 and encodes 403 amino acids. NCBI's taxonomy places the organism in Eukaryota, Viridiplantae, Streptophyta, Magnoliopsida, Fabales, Fabaceae. Gene Ontology annotation, cellular component: core mediator complex; mediator complex. The record is from RefSeq and is a predicted model, not a curated record. Gene Ontology annotation, biological process: regulation of transcription by RNA polymerase II. Gene Ontology annotation, molecular function: transcription coregulator activity. The transcript is spliced from 3 exons.